This is a messenger RNA of Apodemus sylvaticus (European woodmouse), 1683 nucleotides long. It is a transcript of the gene Xtbd1, whose product is annotated as CDKN2A interacting protein N-terminal like. Bases 11 to 415 code for a protein of 134 amino acids. NCBI's taxonomy places the organism in Eukaryota, Metazoa, Chordata, Mammalia, Rodentia, Muridae. The transcript has 6 exons. The record is from RefSeq and is a predicted model, not a curated record.
GGCGCGGUGCAUGUCGGGAAAGCGGCGUGCUAGUGCGAUCCUUAGCGGCGGCUGCAGCAGCGAGACCAUGGUAGGUGGCGAGGCCACCUCCGCGGUGGAGAAGCUAGUUUCCGGCGUGCGGCAGGCGGCCGACUUCGCCGAGCAGUUCCGUUCCUACUCGGAGAGCGAGAAGCAAUGGAAAGCGCGCAUGGAGUUCAUCCUGCGCCACCUGCCUGACUACCGAGACCCACCCGACGGCGGCGGCCGCCUGGACCAGCUACUGUCCUUAUCCAUGGUCUGGGCCAACCACCUCUUCCUGGGUUGCAGUUACAGUAAAGACCUUCUGGACAAGGUGAUGGAAAUGGCUGAUGGGAUUGAAGUGGAAGACCUGCCGCAGUUUACAACCAGAAGUGAACUCAUGAAAAAGUUGGUGUAAACCUUUUCUUUACUAAAUAACAAGUCAGCGUGAUAAAUUAUGCAUUGUCUGUGGAGUAACAGUAAUCAGCCUUGACACCCAUCAGUUUGUGCGUGGAUGGUGAAAAUGCAGUCCGUAUACAUCACGAAAUCUUGUUCAGCUGUAACAAAUGAUGAAUUUGAGUGUUCACAGGAAGUGGACAGAAAUGGAGAUCGUUAUGUUGAACAAAAAAGGCUAGAAGGAAGAAAAACAAGCACCAUGUUUUCUUUCCCAGGUGAAGUGUAUUGUUUGUGCAUUAAUAAGAAUUGAGGCAAGUGCUUUCCCUGAGCUGUGUCUCCAGUUUUUCUUUACUUUUUUCACUGAGUCUUACCCAGACUUCACUUUGAUCUUUAGCCCGGCAGGCCUUUGGAUCACAGUCCUGCCUCUGCUCCUUGGUGGCCUAGAUGACACAUCUCUGUCUCUAGCCACAGCUGUUUGGUUUAUUUAUUCACUUAUUUUAGUUUUUGUUUUUUGUUCUCUUUCCUCCUGAGUUCUGGGAUUAUAGGCAUAAACCUCCAGACUUGGCUUGUUUUGCUUAUUUAAAAAAAGAGAAUUUUGGUUAGAGUGCUAAAGUUAGAAGUACUUCAUUUUAGAGUAGUUCAUACAGGGUAUCUCUGCCUCAGCAGGUCAGGGCUGGACCAGACUUGUGUGGACUCUGACUAGCUGAUUAAUAAUGUGGUCGGGUAAUGUCCAGACACCACAGCUUAGUUCUGGUCUUCAGGACUUAGUCUUACGGCUGCUACCUUGUCUGCAGUGAGCUUUGCCCUGGAGUCUUAUGUCUGGAUCCUGGAUCCUGGAUCCCUGGAGUCGGGGAGAGGCAGAGGAAACUGGAGAAUAAGGCUGCUCGGAGCAGUGAGAUGGCUCAGCCAGAUGGAGGUGUUUGCUGGCAAGCUUUAAGACCUGAGAUCGGGCCUUAGAACCCAUGGUGGAAAGAGAACCAGCUCCUGAAAGCAUCAAAGCUAAGGCAGAGCUCCACAUUUCCACUCUGGAGACAGAAAGGAGGCCGGGGUGAAGGUGACUCAACAUUGCAGCUCUGAGAUUCCUCGUAUUUGCAAGCAUAGAUAGAGGCAGCUUGAAGAGGAUGGGGCCCGAGGGCUUCUAAGAAGUCUCCAUUCUUCCAGGAUUGCUGUAAAAAUACACACGAAUAUUUAUGUAUUCAUACAUGGCGAACUCUCAGAAAUUUCAUCAGGAUUGUCAAAGCCAAACAUUGUUUGAAAUAACAAUGACAGGUGAUAAAUUUUAUAAUUUGA